CCUUUUUUUGAGUGGAGAGCGGAAGUGGGAAGAAGCACAGACACAACAUCUAUAAAAACAAAACAAAACGUGCACACGAGAUACAAUUGGAAGUUUCAAUUUUUUAAGGUUCACCGAGAUUAAAGCUUGGUAUCAACUUAAGUGUAACAUUGUUUACAUAUGGUUGCUCGCAUAGAUAAUGUUUUAUAGGCGACAUUUUACACAAAUGAGCAUGUUCUGCAUCUCACAUUAGCUAGCUAAUUGCUAACGUUAGCCAGCCAGCCAGCCAGGGUUGGUAACGUUAUUUAACUUUUAUUUGGUCUGUUAACUUAGCAGCACUGUGUAAGCAACUAUGGAAAGCCUGUACAAGCGUCAAGUGUUCGCGACGAUGCGAAAAAAUAAAGCUGAAGCAAAGAAGAAAAGGGCUCAAAUCGGUCUGCCGUCGUCUAUCCUUGAUGACAGUGACGAGGAGUCAUGCGCGAGCACGACCAGCAUCAGCGCCUCAGACUCAGAGAGUGAGUAUCAGAAUUCAGACAGCGGGAGCGAAAGUACACCUGCCAGUGGAGAACAGAGUGAAGGUAGUAGCUCCAGCGAAGGUAGAUCCCGUCCUCGUCGGAAGCGCGUCCUCGCUGACAGCUCCAGUGACUCUGACAGCGACGUAGGAACCAAACCCAAACGGAAAGUCGUUCCCAAAAAACGCAUUAAACAGCAAAGUCAAGAUUCUGACUCGGAGGACCAGAGUGCUGCACAAAAUGCCAAACAAUUUGCUGAAGCCAAAGAGACCGCAGCUAAACGAAAGCAACGCCAGUCUCAACUCUUGGCAUUAUCCAAGAAGAUGAAGUCCCGCGUCCCGAAACGCAGGAGCACGUUGGAGAUUCAGGAUUCGGGUGAAGAAAAGAAAGGUAAAGAAGCAAAAGAUGCCAGUGGUGAUGAGGAUGAUGACCACAAUGAUGAUGCCCCUGAAGUAUUGGUGGGCAGUAGUGAAGAAGAGGUGGCAGAUGACAGCGACCGUCAGAAGGACUUCAUAGUUGAGGAUAAGAAAAAGACAGGGGACAAGGAGUCGUCAGAUGAAAAGGCUGUUUCUCUUCCACGCCAGUUCAUCACUGGGUCUCAGCUCAAUCACUUUCAAGUGGUCGUCAAAGCCCUUAUGAUCAACGUCCUGGAUGAAACCUUUCUCAAGUCUCUUUAUGGCGGUGAUCGGACAAAGCGAUAUGCUCAGGAGAUGAUGGCGUCGCUGUUCCACUUUGAUGAGCGGAUGAUCCUCCCUCGCCUGGAGAACCUAAAACAGAGGAGCCGCUGGACUGACCGGUACAAGGAGCGGGUGGAGUGUUACCCCAAGGUCCAGCUGAUGAAGUUAGGAUUUAAUGGGAGUGUUUGUGAUGCAUGCAAGCGACAGUGCAGUUUCAGUGUGAAACUCUCGGGGCAACUGUAUGACCUCAACAGCCUUCAAGAGGACCAAUUCAUGCCCAGUGACACACAGGCUUUCAGUGUGUGCUCUGUUUGUGCCAGCCGAACAGAGGUGUAUCAUGCUCUGAAACACUUCAAGUACCACUUGUUUCAACACUGCCGGACAGUGAUGGAGGAGGAGAAGAAUGGCGAGGAGGAGCCGGUGAAGGAAACUGUGAAAAGGGUGUUCACAAAACUGGAGGAGAGUGGCUGGAUCUCAGAGGAAUAUGAGAAGUUCCAGGACCAUCUCAAUGAGGCAGACUACUUCCAGGAGGAGAAGCUAGACUGAAGGUUUACAACAGACAGGAUCAUGGAUCCAUAUCUACAUCAUAUCGGCAUCCAUUUAAGUUUUACUGUUUAUUCUGCACAUUGUUAGGAAAGAAGUGUUUUAUUCCUAUAGACAUUUGACUUUCAUUCAAUGUAAACAUUUAAGAUUGUACUGAAAGCUUUUUAAUAACUAUUUUCCUCCUUUAGUCGUUACCCUAUACAAAGACAUCUAUUGUACCUGUAUUUUAUCAGCCAUUUUAUAUCAGUAAAUGCUCAUAAGCAACCAAAACAUUUAGUGCAGACAUAUGUUAUAUACUGUAUGUGCAAAGAUGAAGCAGAAUACUCUGGUACUGCUGUAAAUCAAAUUAAUGCUACCACUGAGUGUUUUCUUUAAACUGUCCUUACCUUCCCUACUAAGUUGAAGCAGUGUUGUCCUUCUAAUAGUUAAGAUCAUGUCAAAUGGAGUUUGCUUCAACAGAUGAUCUGAAAUGAAUUGACAAUAUAAACAUGAGUAAUGUUCUGUGGACUGCAGUAUAGGAAGGUACGACUCUUGUGAGUUGCUUAUUUUCUAUUAAAAACGCCUGUGUGCUGCUUCAUAACACAAACCAAUAAUAAAAACUACAUUAAACAA
Oncorhynchus masou masou (cherry salmon) is the source of this 2323-nucleotide messenger RNA. Its product is annotated as coiled-coil domain-containing protein 82-like. Lineage: Eukaryota; Metazoa; Chordata; Actinopteri; Salmoniformes; Salmonidae. The transcript is spliced from 7 exons. The record is from RefSeq and is a predicted model, not a curated record. Gene Ontology annotation, cellular component: nucleus. The coding region runs from base 332 to 1714 and encodes 460 amino acids.